This is a messenger RNA of Nematolebias whitei (Rio pearlfish), 741 nucleotides long. RefSeq names its product cyclin-dependent kinase 2 associated protein 2 (gene cdk2ap2). Gene Ontology annotation, biological process: negative regulation of G1/S transition of mitotic cell cycle; regulation of microtubule cytoskeleton organization. NCBI's taxonomy places the organism in Eukaryota, Metazoa, Chordata, Actinopteri, Cyprinodontiformes, Rivulidae. The transcript is spliced from 5 exons. The record is from RefSeq and is a predicted model, not a curated record. Gene Ontology annotation, cellular component: nucleus; cytoplasm; microtubule. Bases 154 to 489 code for a protein of 111 amino acids.
CGGAAGCGUCAGGGCAGACGUUCUGCGGAUCUUCAACUCCUCGUAAUAAAAGCUCUUAGGAGCUCUUCAUCAUCAGGAAAGCUGUAUAAGCAUUGGAUUGACGGGACGGAAGGAAGCAGUGCGUCGUAUGUGGAGCUGCCUGCUGAAAUCGCCAUGAGUUACAAACCCAUCGCUCCUGCGCCGUCCAGCUCCAACCACACUCCACCAGGCUCCUCGGUGCCGUCUCCAUCCCUCCCAUCGUCGUCCAACUUUAGGCCAGCUUUCAGUGACUUUGGUCCACCUUCUAUGGGUUUUGUUCAGCCCGUCAAAGUGUCCCAGGGCUCCACCUACAGCGAACUUCUGUCCGUCAUCGAGGAGAUGAGCCGGGAGAUCAGGCCUACGUACGCUGGGAGCAAGAGCGCCAUGGAGAGGCUAAAGAGAGGUAUUAUCCACGCCCGAGCACUGGUCAGAGAGUGUCUUGCAGAAACGGAGAGAAGCGCCCGCACAUAACCUUUUCUGAAGAAGACCCCCACCAUAUGCUCAGUCUUUCCUCAUGAGUCCCAUUGGAUAUUUUUCAACCCCCCGAUGAUUUUUGUUGAAACGCUCUGUGUUCAACGUUUAACACAUUUCAUCACAUUCAUUUUGUCAACGUCACGCAGCUUUUUAAAAACUAAAAUUCUAAGACUGGGUGGUUUCAUCUCCCCGAAAAUCAAAUCAUGACAGAACAGUUUAAAAAGUCGUCUUUUUAACUAACACCCCCCC